AUGGCUUUAAUGAACUUGGGCUUUAAAACUACCGUUGGCUUAGGUCUUCGUGCCGCACUUAUCAUCUUCUCCUUCUGUCUUUUCAUCUGCUCGUGUGUGACAUUGGGCAAAUUGGACUUUUGGGAGGAUAGGGCUGGUGUUUCCUUGGUGACCAGUCUUCUUGGUUUCAUUUACUACAUUCCAACCGUUUUGCCUUUCACGGUGCGCUACUUCUCUCCUGCAAUUGUUCUUGCAGGAGACAUUUGGAUGGUAAUCUGGUGGAUUAUCGCCCUUGGUGUGAUGGGAGACCGUUUCGGUAGCGACUUGACUUGCAAAUGGGUUACCGGCGACUACAAGACCGGCUGCCAAGCCGGUAAGGGCGCUCUUGCCUUUUCUGUUUUGGGAUUCGUAACUUCCCUUGCAACUGUGGCCAUCAUUGGUUACUUCACUGUAUACCAGAGCUACAAGGAUGGCGGCAAACAGGGUCUCUUGCAGAAAGGAUCCCUUGCCAAUGGUGCUGUUUUCUUGGACGGGUCAGCAGCUCCCCUGACCGCCCCAGCAGAUGUCGAGGAUAUUGAGGCAGGCGCUGGUGCUGCCUCUAGUGGUCAAGAGGAAGCAAUUGACCAGAAGGAUGUGGAAUCGCAGCCAACUGAGCAUUCGCCUGUUGCCAGCCGUCACUCUGAGGACUUGGCUACCGCUACCAAGUAA
This is a messenger RNA of Candidozyma haemuli, 687 nucleotides long. Its product is annotated as MARVEL domain-containing protein. Bases 1 to 687 code for a protein of 228 amino acids. The record is from RefSeq and is a predicted model, not a curated record. The transcript has a single exon. Gene Ontology annotation, cellular component: membrane. NCBI's taxonomy places the organism in Eukaryota, Fungi, Ascomycota, Pichiomycetes, Serinales, Metschnikowiaceae.